UCAAUAGCUCUGAAGGCAGGGACCAGCCUGCAGGACCUGGCACGUUCUGGCACAGCUGGGGCAUUUUAAGAAAGCUAUUUGAUUUUCAUUGCAGCAUUGGGGACUGCAAACAUGGCUGAUAAUGGGAUGUGUUCUACAUAAGACAAAUACUGUGAUGCAAUUUUAUUUGGCAAAGGUUUAAGAAAAUUGUUAUACAAGUAGGUGGAUGGUAAAGUGGGGACAAAACUGGAACUCUUGAUCUGGCAGUGAGGGUGAUCUUUAAAGGUGUGGGGAGUUGGUGAAUUGUGUGUUAUCGGAGUAGAGCUUGGUGUUAAAAAGAAUAAAAGAAGUACAAUACACCUUUGUGGGACUUGUGGGUGUAGCGUGAAAAAGUCAGAAAAAUGUGUGCAGGAAAUGGAUGAAAGAGGAACAGGGAAAUACAAAAUAUAUACUUGUUCCGUGUGACUUUAUCUGGCCUCAUCUCCUCGCCACUUGCUUUCUCGGCCUGUCAGAACAUGUCAAAGAAUGUAGGCUGGUAACACUCCCAUGUCUGGAAGCCUGAAACAACAAGAGACUGAAGACUUGAAUAACCACGUCUAAUGACACCUUAGGGCGUGUCUUUACCUAACUAACAAGCUGGGGCAGCUCGGUUCCUGGAGGCAUGAUCUGCAAUAACUGGCAAGCCAAGACUGUCAUCUGACACUUUAGCAUAAUCCCGUCUUUUAGACUUGAUCCUUUAUGUGCGCACCUGUCUCCAAAUCCCUUUCAAAGAUACAGUACCUAGAGAUGGAUCUAUUCGAGUGUGAAAUAUUCGAACUGCCUCAUAACACGGGCCUGAGAGACAGAGAGCGGUAGAGGGAGAGAGGUAGUGGGAGGCAGAGCAACAUCUGGGCCAGCUCCAGUCUUUCUUCUUUAACCCCACCCACAGGCGCAUUUCUAAACGCUGUGCCCGUUUACCUGCCCAGAGAAAACUUCUAUCUGUGUUAACACGACGUUAAAGCAACAAGAAAGCCACUGGAAAUAUGCGUACUCACGUGUUUUUGAACUACAGACCACCUAUUCUUUUGAUUUGAAUAUAAACCACUUCCUGAGCAGUGAAAGAAGUGUUCCAGAGAAAAGAUAUUUGAGUGCCAGCCAAGGACAUGGACUGGAAGACCUUUCAAGCUCUCCUCAGCGGGGUGAACAAAUACUCAACGGCGUUCGGUCGGAUAUGGCUGUCUGUGGUGUUUGUGUUCAGGGUGAUGGUGUACGUGGUGGCAGCGGAGCGAGUGUGGGGGGACGAGCAGAAGGACUUUGACUGCAACACCAAGCAGCCCGGCUGCGCGAACGUCUGCUAUGACCACUUCUUCCCCAUCGCCCACAUCCGCCUGUGGGCCCUGCAGCUCAUCUUCAUUACGUGCCCGUCCUUCAUGGUGGUCAUGCACGUAGCUUACCGUGAUGACCGUGAGCGUAAGUACAAGGCCAAGCAUGGUGAGAACGUCAAGCUGUACGAAAACACAGGCAAGAAACACGGCGGCUUGUGGUGGACCUACCUGAUCAGCCUCUUUGUCAAGACGGCCAUCGAGGUAAGCUUCCUCUACAUCCUCCACCGAAUCUACGACAGCUUCUACCUGCCAAGACUAGUCAAGUGCAAAGAGUCUCCUUGCCCCAACAUAGUGGACUGCUACAUCGGCCACCCCACCGAAAAGAAAGUCUUCACCUACUUCAUGGUUGGAGCCUCGGCCCUUUGCAUCGUCCUGAACAUCUGUGAGAUCAUUUAUCUCAUCUCCAAGCGAAUUGCACGAAUUGUAAAUAAAAGCAAGAAGCGCAAACGCACCGUGACAGUGCAUCUUGACGACUGCUACAAUGACCCCUUUAACAACAGUAACCACUCACUGUCAAGGAUGGGGCUGAAGGAAAGGCCUCCAUCCUUCAAGUCUGUAUACAGGUCUCCACAGGGGCCAAGUUCACUCAGACUUGAAGAGAAGAUAAGGGCCUCUGCUCCUAAUCUCUCCCUCGCCUGAUGAUUGACAGGCAGACAAUCAAAAGAUCAGCAGUGAUUGGGCUGGAACCUUAAGAGUAAACAGACUCGGAACUAUGAGCCAAGCUACAGUGUGUGUCAGACUAUGGACGUUGAGUCAUCAGUACUGGACUCAUCCUGUGGGCCUCUGUGUCCACUUCUAAGACUCAGAGGAAUGUGAACUUUGGUUUCCAAGUCAACACCCACAAUAUUUACAAAUCAGCUAGAGCCACAUUGAUUUGUUAAUAUAAGACUUUCCUUUCUGAAUACAAUAUAGGUCUGUGUGCUGUUUCAGUCGUACUGUUCACACCUAUUAGAACACUAUAUGUUCUGUCUGUAGUCUGUCUUUCUUGUGAUUGGAAUUUUGACAUGGGGGAUGCGGGACAUGCCUGGCAGUGGUAUCCACACUCCCAGCCAACGUCUACAGUGGUGUAUCAGGGUGCUGUGUUGUCAGUGGGGAUUACACAUUUCAGUGAUCUCUUUUAAUUAACUAAAGCAGUGGCUUUAUGUUCCUAAUGACCCAGAAUCAUAUAAGAAUGGUAAACAGUGCUGCCUUGGCAUGUGGAUGCCCAAAAGGUCAUAGUGUUAUGGCUGAACAAGACUUGAAUGUGUAUAAACUGGCCAAAUUGACUUUUUAUUGCAUUUGUUUUCUGGGUCAAGAUGCAUUAGUAUAUUUUUGUAUCCAAAGUCUCUGCAGGCAUUAUUGUUGCUCUCAGGUUCAUGCUGCACAGCCAUGUGCUGUACAUAAACUGCCUGCGCUUUGACGUGCUUGUACACAACCUCACCUCAUCUAAGACCACUGUUGAUUUUAAUAGGGUGAAAGGAAUGCUGCUGUUUAAUUCUGUGUUGGUAGAACUGGAGCACAGUGGAGGAGGAGGGAGGAGGACAAACGCACCGCUCAGCUUUUUUUGGCAAGUCAUUAA
Messenger RNA from Monopterus albus (swamp eel), 2901 nucleotides. RefSeq names its product gap junction protein beta 3 (gene gjb3). Lineage: Eukaryota; Metazoa; Chordata; Actinopteri; Synbranchiformes; Synbranchidae. The transcript has 2 exons. Gene Ontology annotation, biological process: cell-cell signaling. Gene Ontology annotation, molecular function: gap junction channel activity. The record is from RefSeq and is a predicted model, not a curated record. Gene Ontology annotation, cellular component: connexin complex. Bases 1122 to 1982 code for a protein of 286 amino acids.